This is a messenger RNA of Girardinichthys multiradiatus, 2552 nucleotides long. RefSeq names its product RUN domain-containing protein 1-like. The transcript has 6 exons. The record is from RefSeq and is a predicted model, not a curated record. Lineage: Eukaryota; Metazoa; Chordata; Actinopteri; Cyprinodontiformes; Goodeidae. The coding region runs from base 99 to 1805 and encodes 568 amino acids.
AGUUUUGCGCAUUUAAAAAUAAUAAUAAUAACUGCUAAAAAUACGUUAGCAAACUGACGUCUGCGAGGGAAACCCUAGAGUGACCUGCACCGUCCAGAAUGUCCACUGAGGAGCUGUCAGCUUCGGAUAGCGAGGCUUUUUUCGCCGGCGCCGGGGAGCGAUGGGCACCGGUGGGCGCCGUGGCCAACCCCGAGGAGGAGAGCAGUAGUCAGCCGAGGCAGAGAAGCUCGUCGUCGGCCACCGAGGAGGAGAUGGCCUCCCGGCUGAUGAAGCUGGAAGAGGAGCAGGAUUCGUUGAAUUCGUCUCUUUUAGCCCUCACAUCGCACUUCGCUCAGGUUCAGUUCCGAUUGAAGCAGAUAGUUCACGCUCAGAGCGAAGAGAAGGAGAGGAUGUUGGCCGAGCUGGAGGAGUUCGCUUUCAGGGGCUGCCCGCACGUCGUGGGUUGCAGAGCUCAGGAUGCCAAACAUCUGGAGAACUCGGGAGAUCUGAGCGAGAGGGAAAAGAGAGAGCGUCUGGAAGCUCAGAGGGAAAAACAAAAGGAUCUCAUUUUCCAGCUGAAGACACAACUGGAUGAUCUGGAACGCUUCGCCUAUCAGGAGGGCAGUUACGACUCGCUGCCGCAGUCUGUCGUCAUGGAGAGACAGAAGGUCAUCAUUGAUGAGUUGAUAAAAAAGUUGGAUGUGAAUUUGAAUGAGGACAUCGGUAACUUGUCCCCAGAGGAGCUGAGACAGCGGGUGGACGCUGCCAUCGCUCAGAUAGUGAACCCGGCCAGAGUCAAAGAGCAGCUGGUGGAGCAGCUAAAGACACAGAUCAGGGACCUGGAGAUGUUUAUCAACUUCAUCCAGGAUGAGGUAGGGAACCCUUUGUUGUCAGAUGGUGGGCGGAGUCAGCAGCCAAAGGCAGAAGGAACUAACGCCAGAUCUGCAGGAAUGAAAAAGAAAGUGGAUCCAGUGCAGGCCCAGAGGAUGCGGGACACGGGCCUGCAGCUCAUCCAGAAGGCUCUCGCUGUGCUACAGAUCUUUGCUGCCAGUCAGUUCGGCUGCUCGGCUGGCCAUGUCCCUCAGAAUAUGUGGCCCCAGGACUCAUCUAGUCGGGACUACGGGCCUUUGCUGCAGUGCCUGGAAGCAGCCGUGGAGAAGGUGCGAGUGCUUGGCUCGCGCCAACAUCCCUCCGUGGAACAUGUGGUCAGCUACAGCAGCAUGUCCACGCUCGGGGCUCGAGACGAGCUGACGACAGCUGUGAGGAAGGAGCUGGCAAUCGCUCUGAAAGACUUGUUGGCUCAUGGCCUGUUUUCCCCUUCGCAGACCAUGAGCCUGGUACUGGCCCCCAUUUCCUGCAUUCUGCCUUACAGACCAGCCCCACAAACAAUGCACCCCUGGGAACUCUUUGUGAAGUUUUACGAAUCCAAAAACGGGAAAGCCUUUGUGGAAUCACCAGCCCGAAAGCUCUCCCAGUCCUUCAGUUUGAACGUUGGUGGUGGCCCAGGGACAGUGACCCCGAAGCACUCACUGCUGUGGGCCAUCCACACGGUGCUGAAGGAGCACGGACGCUACAAGAGGGGGCCGGACAUUGAGUUCAAAGCUCUGGUGUGCAUGGCUCUCAACGAGCAGCGGCUUGUGUCGUGGCUCAACCUGCUGUGUAAAUCUGUCAGUCUGAUACAUCCGCAUUAUCAGUCCUGGAGCUACAUGGCCCAGACGGGCUUCGAGGGAGCCUUACGCAUUCUGGGCCGCAUCAGCCACCUCAGGUUCAACCUGCCGGUGGACCUGGCUGUGCGGCAGCUCAACAACAUAAAAGAUGCUUUCUGAUGAGCCUCAUAAUUAAAGCAUUUUAUCAAUUUGUGUUCAGGACCAAAAGCAUGAAUCUGUUGGCAUUCUUUAACCCUUUAAAGGUUGUUUACGUGUGAUGUCAGCAGUGUGUGCAUGGAUGUGGUGUUAAUAUGCAUAUCCCACUAAGAUGACAGCGCUGCUUGUACUGUAAACAUGCCUUAGAGCUGAAACUGCGAUUACCUCACCUUUAGUAAGUCUUCUCGUAAGAUCUUUGACCUGUGCUCAGCAGCAUGCAUCUUCCUCUGCUCUACCUGAUAGUGCCCUAAACCUAUGCAGCAAACAUUAUGAGGGAAAGUAGUGAUGGAUAAUUAAAACUGAACAGAAACAUUCAUGGGAAGUUCUUGUUUAUAGCUUAAAUUGUGUUGGAUGCUGUUACCCAAGCAGGAAACCUUUGUGGAGCACACUGCAUCAAAAUAAAAGCUCUCUGUCCGUGUCAAACAAAAACUGUCCGUGCUGUGUGACGUUCCUAUAAACAGGAAGCUUUUUCCUGAAUGUGUUCUUGUGUUUCAGUUUUGAGUGUUUUCAACUUGACUGAGCUGCUGUAUGAGAUAUGAGUAAAACUCAUAAAUGGGAAUACGUUUUAUUCCAGAUUUUCUUUUAUCUUCCAUUAACAGCGAAUCAUAUCUGUAAAAACCUGAAUGUAUGAACCAUAGAUGCUAUUUAACUGAGGUUAGUUUAUAUUUGUUGUUUAUUUUGUUUAUAACAUUAAAUCCUGUGUUUGUGUGA